Chanos chanos (milkfish) is the source of this 349-nucleotide messenger RNA. It is a transcript of the gene pet117, whose product is annotated as PET117 cytochrome c oxidase chaperone. Lineage: Eukaryota; Metazoa; Chordata; Actinopteri; Gonorynchiformes; Chanidae. The coding region runs from base 86 to 337 and encodes 83 amino acids. Gene Ontology annotation, biological process: mitochondrial respiratory chain complex IV assembly. The record is from RefSeq and is a predicted model, not a curated record. Gene Ontology annotation, cellular component: mitochondrion. The transcript has 2 exons.
UGCUGCUAGCCUUGGUCCUGUUGUUACCAAAACGUCCUUACUUAGCAAGUUGUAGCAGUCAAAUUCAAAGUAAUGUCUUAGAACUAUGUCUACAUCCUCCAAAGUAGUUCUUGGAAUAUCUGUGGUACUGACUGUCAGCACCGUGGCAGGUGUGCAUAUCAAGCAAAACUGGGACAGACAGAGACUUCACGAAGGAGUUGUUCGAGACUUGGAACGUUUAGAGAGGAAAAGAGAAAAUCUGAGGGUUCUCGAGGAACAAAUCAUAUUGACCAAGCAGUUGGAGGCUGAACGGGACCGAAGAGAGGCCGAGGCAACAGCGGGAGCACAGAGGUCCUAAACUGUCAACCUG